AUGGCUGCUUUCUCAUAUCCAUCCUAUCUUAUAAGGGCAUCUUCCAAUACAGAUAGCCAUGACCAAAACAAGCAAAAGCUAAACAACAUAAGAAUUAAUGGAACUUCUAGUAUGUCCUCCAUGAAGCCUGAUACACUGAGCCAACCUGCUGGAGUUGCAAGCACAUACAAUUCAUUUACUUCUGUUAACGGAAAUAGCAUCACCACAGAAGAGCUUCGCCAAAAUAUUCCAACAAAGAAGCGAUCUGUGGAUCCUCAUCGCCAAGGGCUCAUCAUUGAAGGAGGUGUCGGGUACAGGCAGACUGUUGUCAUAAGGUCCUAUGAAGUUGGUCCUGAUAAAACUGCAACUCUUGAGAGCAUCCUCAAUCUUCUUCAGGAAACAGCAUUAAAUCAUGUAUGGAUGUCUGGUCUUUUGAGCAAUGGAUUUGGUGCCACACACGGAAUGGUGAGGAACAAUCUUAUAUGGGUUGUCUCAAGGAUGCAAGUUCAAGUGGAUCACUAUCCAAUUUGGGGAGAGGUAGUGGAAAUUGAUACAUGGGUUGGAGCAUCAGGGAAAAAUGGAAUGCGACGAGAUUGGCUUGUCAGAAGUCAAGCCACAGGCCAUGUUUUUGCCUGUGCCAUCAGCACCUGGGUGAUGAUGAACCAGGAAACAAGGCGCCUCUCAAAAAUGCCAGAAGAAGUGAGGGCUGAAAUAUCACCCUGGUUCAUAGACAAGCAAGCAAUCAAAAAGGAUUGUCCAGAAAAAAUUGUUAAGUUGGAUAGUAAAGCAAGAAAUAUGGACUCCAAUUUGAAGGUCAAGAGAAUUGAUUUGGACAUGAACCACCAUGUAAACAAUGUGAAUUACGUAAGGUGGAUGCUUGAGACCAUCCCCGAUGAGAUCUUGGAGUCUCACAAACUGUCCACUAUCAUACUAGAAUAUAGAAGGGAAUGUGGAAAUUCAGACAUAGUUCAGUCCCUUUGCAAUCCGGACGAAGGUGGAAUUCUUGAGGAUGGAUUGAAACAUAAAAAUGGCAUUAGUCUAAAUGGAUUUUCUCUGGCAUCAGAAAUUCUUGAAGGUAGUGGACUCUUGUGUAACUUUGAGAAAGUAUCAUUAAGGUAUACAUAUCUCCUCCAAGUUAAAGGUGAGCGUGGAAAUGAAGAGAUUGUUAGAGGAAGAACCACAUGGAAGAGAAAGAUGCCCUCCAAGCCUUUCACCACAUAG
Messenger RNA from Quercus lobata, 1200 nucleotides. RefSeq names its product palmitoyl-acyl carrier protein thioesterase, chloroplastic-like. NCBI's taxonomy places the organism in Eukaryota, Viridiplantae, Streptophyta, Magnoliopsida, Fagales, Fagaceae. The record is from RefSeq and is a predicted model, not a curated record. Bases 1 to 1200 code for a protein of 399 amino acids. The transcript is spliced from 6 exons. Gene Ontology annotation, molecular function: acyl carrier activity; fatty acyl-[ACP] hydrolase activity. Gene Ontology annotation, biological process: fatty acid biosynthetic process.